CCAUCGCCGGCUUCCGUACUGCACUACAAUUCCGCCGUGGACUACAUUCCCCAUGAGUGACGCGAGGAGCGCCGCCGAACUCUCCUCAACACACAGACGAGACUAGCAGUCACACAACCCCGUGAGGAAGAUGAGGGUGAAGGAGAUCCUCAGGACGGCCACACAGGCGUGGAGUCCUGCCAGACAACACCCGGCCUACCUGGCCUUAGGCACCGCAGCGCAGCAGUUAGACGCCUCCUUCAACACCAGCUCUGCCCUGGAGAUCUUCGAUAUGGAUUUUUCAGAUACGUCAAUGGACAUGAAGCUCAGAGGAACUCUGGCCACCUCCAACAGGUUUCACAGUCUGAUCUGGGUGGCGUUUGGUAUGGAUGUCCAGCCGUCGUCGGGUCGUCUCAUCGGAGGCAGUGAGAAUGGUAGCGUGACCGUCUUCAAUCCCGACGUGAUUCUGACCGCAGGAGAGGAUGCUGUGAUUGGCCAGUCUAAUAAACACACGGGACCUGUUCGAGCCCUCGACUUCAACCGCUUUCAGAGUAAUCUGAUCGCAUCAGGAGCCAAUGACUCAGAGAUCUACAUCUGGGACCUGAACAACUUCAGCAAUCCAAUGACUCCCGGCACAAAGUCACAGCUCUGUGAGCCGGCGGAGGACGUGAGCGUGGUGGCCUGGAACAGUCAAGUGCAGCACAUUCUGGCCUCCGCAAACCCCAGCGGGAAAGCAGUGGUGUGGGACCUGAGGAAGAACGAGCCCAUCAUCAAAAUCAGCGACCACAGCAACAGGAUGCACUGCUCAGGGAUGCUGUGGCAUCCAGAUGUGGCCACUCAGCUGGUUCUGGCCUCAGAGGACGACAGGCUGCCAGUCAUCCAGAUGUGGGAUCUUCGGUUCGCAACAUCACCUCUAAAAGUGCUGGAGAACCACACCAGAGGGAUUUUGUCGAUCUCAUGGAGUCAAGCUGAUCCUGAGCUCCUGCUGAGUAGCGGGAAAGACAACCGCAUCCUGUGCUGGAACCCCAACACUGGAGAGGUGAUUUAUGAGCUGCCGACAGCCAAUCAGUGGUGUUUCGAUGUGCAGUGGUGUCCUCGAAACCCCGCCCUCCUGUCAGCCGCAUCGUUUGACGGACGCAUCAGUGUUUACUCUGUUAUGGGUGGACGACUGCAGCAGCAGCAGCACAGCACAGUCGACCAGAUCUCCGCUUCGUUUGAUACUAAUGACCCAUUUGGGAUGGGUCAAACUCUGCCGCCUCUUCAGGUUCCUCAAGCCGCUGUGGAGACCACCAUUAUUCCUCCGUUAAAAAAGCCUCCAAAGUGGGUGCGGAGGCCUGUAGGAGCAUCUUUCGCUUUCGGUGGGAAACUGGUGACCUUUGAGAACCCUAACGUGGCUCCGCCCCAGCAACAACAACCAGCCAAUCCACUCCCUCGACAGGUGCAUGUGAGUCAGGUUACCACAGAGACAGAGUUCCUCCAGCGCUCCACUGAGCUGCAGAUGACGCUGCAGUCCGGAUCCUUCAGCAGCUUCUGCCACAGUAAAAUCCAGAGCGCUCCGACCGACGCCGAGCAGGACAUCUGGAGGUUCCUCAUGGUGAAUUUUGAGGAUGAAGCGCGUGUGAAGUUUUUGAGGCUUCUGGGAUUCAGUAAAGACGAGCUGCAGAGAAAGAUCUCCGCUUGUUUGGGAAGGAAACUUCAACCCAACGGUUUAGAUGUGAAUGACCUUGCAGAGAAGAUGCAGACACUUUCAGAUCAGAGAGCAGAUGAGUGCGCCGGAGCUGCUGACGGUUUGCCCGGUCGUGAAUCUCCUGCUGAUUUCUUCAGUCAGCUGCCGAAGAAAGAGAAAGACAAACAGCCCUUCCAGAUCCCCGUAUCCUCAGAUACAGACGGUUUGAUCAGUCAGGCGCUGUUAGUGGGAAACUUCGAGGGCGCUGUGGAUCUGUGUCUGAAUGACGGUCGGUUUGCGGAGGCCAUCCUUCUGUCCAUCAGCGGAGGAGAAGAACUGCUGAAGAAAACCCAGCAGAGAUACCUGCAGCGACAGACCAACAGCAUCUCCAUGCUGAUCUCGUCAGUAGUGACACAGAACUGGCGUGAUAUCGUUCAGAGCUGUGAGCUUGAUAACUGGAAGGAGGCGUUAGCAGCGUUGCUAACCUACGCUAACCCCGAGGAGUUUGCUAGUCUGUGCGAUACUCUGGGCUCUCGUCUGGAGGCUGGCGGCUCAGAGAAGCUCUGUCUGCAGGCCUGUCUGUGCUUCAUCUGCUCGGGGAACAUCGAGCGUCUGGUGGACUGCUGGACACUGCAGAGAGACUGCUCAUCACCACUCGCUCUCGAGGAUCUGGUGGAGAAGGUGAUGAUCCUGAGGAAGUCUAUUGAGCGUCUGCGUAACAUUGAGGUGUGUGUGCGCAGCUCAGCGCUGACCCAGAAGCUCAUCCAGUACUCCAGUAUUCUGGCAUCUCAGGGCAGCCUGAGCGCAGCACUGAACUACCUGCCCAGUGACUCCGACCAGGCUGCAGUGCGGAUGUUGAGGGACAGACUGUCACACGCCAAAGGAGAAAUACAGCAGAAACCCUCAGCUCCAGCAGGAGGCGCUAAACCUGCACCAAACACACACACUCCUGCAGCACACACAACGGCGCCAUACCCGUCCUCGGGGGCCCCUCAGAUGCCACGUCUCUUCAGUCCUCAGACCGGCCCCGAACCUCCUGCUGGAGCAACAACACACACACCCAGACCAGCAUACACACAACACCCUGCUACAGCCCCAGGUUUUCAUCCGUUUCCUCCGGCCGCUCCUCAGGGUGCUCCUGGUGGUUUCUUCACUCCUCAGAUGCCCUCCUCCAGCCUGGCGGGUCCCUCAAUGCCGCCCUCGUCUCCUCCGGGCCCCAUGAUGCCCGCUGGUGUUCCCAUGAUGAUGCCCACUCCUCCAGCUCCAGGCUUCCUCUCGCCCACGUCUCUCCCCGGCGGGCCGAGGUUUCCAGGAUCUGCGCACACACAGGGCCCCGCUCCUCCUCCCACCGGGGCGUAUCCGUCUCUGGGGGCCGCCGGGUAUCCACAGGGUGGCCCCGGAGCUCCUGCAGCCAAGAGCUUCAGCGGGGCCCCCGUCCCUCCGCCACCCUCAGGGGCUCAGGAUGGAUGGAAUGACCCUCCGGCUGUGCGUGCAGGACAGCGCAAGAAAAAGCUGCCAGAGAACUACACUCCUCCAGCACCGAUUACAGCUCCAGUGAUGGGUUUCCCAGCGGAGGCUCCAGUGCUUCAGGAUCGUGUGCAGGUGCCACCCGGAGCCCCUCAGGAGCCCAGCAUACAGUCCAUACAGCAGCUUCCUGCCGAGCGUGUGGAGCAGAAAGAAAUCCCAGCCGAACACAUGAUCCUGAAGACCACCUUCAGCAGUCUGGUGCAGCGCUGUCAGCUGGCCGCCGCAGACCCGCAAACGAAACGCAAGCUUGAUGACGCCUCCAAACGUCUCGAGAAUCUGUAUGACAAACUGCGAGAUCAAUCGCUUUCUCCCAGCAUCCUCGGCGGUCUCCACGAGAUUAGCCGGUGUGUUAGCGCACGCAGCUAUGUGCAAGGUCUGGAGGUGCACACGCAGGUGGUGAGCAGCAGCAACUUCAGCGAGAUCUCGGCCUUCAUGCCCGUCCUCAAAGUGCUCAUGACCAUCGCCAACAAGCUGGCCGUCUGAAUAUGACAGUGAAUACAGCGAGAGUUGCUGUCCAGUCUUUCGUUCAUCUCUUCACUGCUUUCCUCCAUGCCUUAUUUAUACUAAAACAAGCAGAGCGACUUCCUGCGAGAAAGGAAGCAGUGUUUGUGUAAACAGAGUUGCACUAGUUUUCUUAAAGAGACAGUUCAUCUAAAAAUGAAAUUGCUCCUAAACUGAUUUGUUGUUUUUUUUGGUGAUAAGAUAGUUUGAAGUAUGAUGGAAAAAUAGACAUUUGAUUUAUUUUUUCCUACUAUGGAUGUCUGUGGUUUUUAACAUUCUUCAAAGUAUCUUCUUUUGUGAAACACAGUACAAGUUUGGAUCCACUUUAGGGUUUGUAAUUGACUGAAUUUUCCUUUUUAGGUGUACUGUCCUUUUAAGAAUGACCCUGAAACAAGCAGAAUAAGAGUAAGAGCAUACUUCAGCCAGAAAACAAAACUGUUUGUAAAAGAAUUGAACAUUCGGUCAUCAGAUUAACCCUUAAAACAUGAGCAGAAUCAAUCGGUUUCCACUCAAACACAAGCAGAGGCUCUUUCUUGCUUUAUUGGUUCAUUAAAAACAUAAGCAUAACAUUUAUUGCAUACAUUGUUUAAUCAAAUGCAACAUUUUCCUUAUGAUGACCUUAAAAUAUGCUGAUUUAACUUGAGUUAUUUUAAGCCUUCAGUUCAGUUUGGGAGUUAAAGAUUGGCUGAUUGUCAUUAAAUCUUUCUGUGCAUAACUCUAUACACACACACACACACACACACACAUGCAGAAACACAGAGCAUUCUUAAUCUGACGAGCUCUAAUCUGAUUGGCUGGCUUCAUGAAUGCACGCUUGCAUUGAUUAAUAAACAGCGUAUUUGGUCAGUG
Danio rerio (zebrafish) is the source of this 4522-nucleotide messenger RNA. The record is from RefSeq and is a predicted model, not a curated record. Lineage: Eukaryota; Metazoa; Chordata; Actinopteri; Cypriniformes; Danionidae.